GUUUGCCGGAGCCGGCAUCUUCGACCAAUCAUAACGCUGCUCGUGUUGUGUGCUUUGCCGCCGUGGAGCAUACUGACUGCAUGUAGACGUGCUCGAUUGCUCGUGACGCAUUUCUUCUGAAUUCGGCACGUGACUUUGCCUAUCUGGACUCGGGACUUGGUCGUCUUUGGGCUAAGGGCGGAAAAACCUUGUUUGCGAACCAUUCUCCAGAUUUUUCCCCUUUGAAAAGACACCAACCGGUGCUGAAAGAAUGUCACCUCAGAACACGCGGGCGGACGAAGGCGUGGAUCAGCCGGGGCAGACUCAUCAGGACAAGGACUCCUCGCCUUGCCACCAGGCAAUCAACGGCAGGAAGUUGCCUCGCUCAUACUCGGGCUACUCGGAGAGCUUUUAUUUGCGCCGAGACGUGGCCACCGGUAUCAGGGCAAAGGACCCCUCGAAAAUUCCGAUAUUAUUGAAAAAAAGCGAGAGAGAGAAGUCACUCACGUCCUUGGCGGAAGCAAGAUAUGCUGUGCCUUAUGUAUCGACUGUUUCCCAAUUCAUGAUGAUAAUCAGGAAAAAGUUGAAACUCAACCCACACGAGUCGCUUUACCUGAUGGUGAACAACCGGAGCAUGGUGAACCUUUCAAGCCUUCUCAUCGAUGUUUAUAUUGAACUCAAGGCGGAGGAUGGCUUCCUCCACAUCACCUACGCAUCUCAAGAGACAUUCGGCUAGAGCAAGGAUCGCCACAGCACUGAAGAGACAAAGACUUCCUUGUAUUUCUGCUGUGCAGGAGGAGAAAUGGCUUUUGAAAAGCCUCUGUGGUUGUCAUUUCUUUUUGCUGUUGAUCUCUUGACAUCGCCCCCAGGACUUGAUGUACUGAUUGAACGGUGUUUACUUGUAGAUUUGUAUUGUAGGGUACCUACAUUCCGUCAAACAAUGACCAUUCUUCAACACACAAUUCACACAACAGACAAACCACAUUGUUUGACGAGCAUAAACCGACGCGACCCAAUUCAAAAGAAGAGAAUUCCUGCAGCAGCCUAGACGACCGGAUCAACCCUGAGGACAAACUGGACGAGGACCCUGUAAGACGUAAGAUCGCCGUCGCAGCGAGACGAUGUAGCUUCCGUCCCCGAUGUUGUCGAUCGCACGCCUGGGCUUAAGCGGUUCCACACUUUGGAUGCUGCGCCACGCUUCACCGAAGUCCCUGACGAACCCACUCGGACACGUCCUGAGUCUUAAAUCCGUCCCAUUCACCGAGCCUUGCUACUCCACACACAUUCAGCCACGCAGCCCAGAUUACUCAUUUCCGAUGUCCCAUUCCCACAAGUCGCAGUCCACACACGCAGCCCACAACAACAGCUUUAAUCAAAUUCAUAAUAUAGGAAAAUACUGCGCAUCAUAAUUCUUUCCUAUAGUAUAACUUAUCCACACUUGAGGCUACAAAUUUAGCCUUAUGAUCCAGAUUUAUUCAUAAAUUUCCAACCAUUACAAUUUUCAUUUAUGAGGUUUUCAAGUGGUGAUGUUUCUGCAAAUUUUCGCGAUGAGAUUCUGUGAACCCAAGUGGAGAUUUUAAGGCAGACACAAAAUUCGUGUUUCUAAAACGACCUGUUCUAUUUUGGGGGUUGGAUUUACUAAGACUGAAGUUAAAGAAAUGUGACCUUCUCAUUACUUAAAAUUGUUUGGAUGGCCAUGAAUUAAAUCGAAGCAUUGUUUGCCAAACACAA
Messenger RNA from Cloeon dipterum, 1710 nucleotides. RefSeq names its product microtubule-associated proteins 1A/1B light chain 3A-like. NCBI's taxonomy places the organism in Eukaryota, Metazoa, Arthropoda, Insecta, Ephemeroptera, Baetidae. The transcript has 5 exons. Gene Ontology annotation, molecular function: ubiquitin protein ligase binding. The coding region runs from base 251 to 715 and encodes 154 amino acids. Gene Ontology annotation, cellular component: autophagosome; cytosol; autophagosome membrane. Gene Ontology annotation, biological process: autophagy of mitochondrion; macroautophagy; cellular response to nitrogen starvation. The record is from RefSeq and is a predicted model, not a curated record.